AGUCAAUUGUCAGUUCGUUGUGUUUUGGAUAUUUUGUGCAAUUUGUGUUGUGUUGGCAAAAAAAUAGAUUUAAACAUUACUCCAUCAAUAUGAAAUUAAAGUGUUUACUUUUAUUUCUUGUCCUCCUUACCUACUAUGGAGGAGAAGCACAGAGCCGAGCGAAAGGGCUAGAAGAGAAGCUGCAGCAGCUGAAAGACCUAACAGCUAAGAAGUCAGUGAUAAACCUGAACCUGAGUAGGUUCAAAGAACUGGUGAAGGCCGCUCCGAGAGACUACUCCUUCAUAGUGAUGUUCACGGCCAUGGCGCCCGCGCGGCGCUGCGCCAUCUGUCAGUACGUGUACGACGAGUUCAUGAUUGUCGCCAACUCGUACCGGUAUUCCCCAGGAUUCAAUGACAAACUGUUCUUCGGUAUUGUGGACUUUGAUGAAGGGUCUGAUGUCUUCCAAAUGUUGAGGUUGAACUCAGCACCAGUGAUCAGACAUUUCCCGGCCAAGGGCAAGCCCAAGCCCUCAGACUCCAUGGACUUCGAACGCGGAGUGCAGGCCGAGUCCAUGGCCAAGUGGAUCCAGGACAGAACUGAUGUGCAGAUCCGAGUAUUCCGUCCACCAAACUACUCCGGAGCGUUUGCCUUCGCCCUUCUCUUCAUCCUAACUGGCGGGUUCCUGUACAUCCGCCGCAACAACCUGGAGUUCCUCUACAACAAGCAGAUGUGGGCCAUCAUCGCCGUGUUCUUCUGCUUCGCGAUGGUCUCCGGACAGAUGUGGAACCAGAUCCGAGGGCCACCGUUCUUCCACAAGGGACGGAACGGACCGGUGUAUAUUAACGGCGGCUCCCACGGUCAAUAUGUGCUGGAGAGCUACAUUGUUGCUCUUUUGAACGGCGCAGUAGUAGUAGGCAUGAUCCUGAUGAUCGAGGCGGCGGGCGGCGCGCGCGGGGACCAGCGACCUACAGCCGACGGCAAGAGCCGCCGCUUCACCGCCGUGGUGGGGCUGGUGCUGGUGUGCGUGUUCUUCUCGCUGCUGCUGUCCGUGUUCCGGGAUAAGACGCAGGGGUAUCCUUACAGCUUCCUGUUCAAAUAAGAAGCUGCUUCGAAGCAAUAUUAUACAUAAGAUGUGAGUGAAUGUGUUUUAAUACAGUGAUUAUUUAAUUAUUUGUUGGAUACAAUUAGCAACACCUAAGUAAAAAAUAUGUUUUUA
Molecule: messenger RNA, 1196 nt
Organism: Plutella xylostella (diamondback moth)
Lineage: Eukaryota; Metazoa; Arthropoda; Insecta; Lepidoptera; Plutellidae
Gene: Ostgamma
Product: oligosaccharide transferase gamma subunit
Cellular component (GO): oligosaccharyltransferase complex
Source: RefSeq, a predicted model, not a curated record